Pleuronectes platessa (European plaice) is the source of this 1420-nucleotide messenger RNA. Its product is annotated as small integral membrane protein 30. NCBI's taxonomy places the organism in Eukaryota, Metazoa, Chordata, Actinopteri, Pleuronectiformes, Pleuronectidae. The transcript has a single exon. The record is from RefSeq and is a predicted model, not a curated record. Bases 34 to 222 code for a protein of 62 amino acids.
GUCAACACAGCAACAGCGGAAAAAAGUUCCACCAUGGACUCCAGACUUCGGCUUCCGAACGCCGCAGCGGUCAUCUUUCUCCUCGUCCUCGCCCUGAUCCCCCCGGCGGAGGCUUACGACGCCGGCGACGCGCUGGCCCUGCUCGUGUGCAGCGUCCUGGCCGUGGUGGGCUGCUGCGCCGGCCUCGGCUGGUACGCGCGGAGGCGGAACGGACAGCUGUGACGGAGCCGCGGCGCUGCACCGUCCGGUCCCGUUCCCAUCCAGCCACCCUCCCUCCCUGGGUAGUUCUCCCACACUGGACCCUCUGGCACAAGGUUUGUGUCCGAGCGGAUAAUAACAAACGUGCCUUAGUGGGAUUAAUGCGUCGAGCUGGAGGGGAGACCACGUGGAGGAAGAGGAAGGGGAGAGAAACAUCCAGGAAGUCCGAAACCAGGAACUUGUUAUUAUCGUCUUGCACUGCUGAGAUUACGGCCCUUAAAACCCUGAUGCCUUCUAUAUGAAAAGAAAAAGACUGCUGCAGUCACUAUAUAAUCCCCCUGAGGAUGCUUUGAAUACACACAUGAAGUGACCACUGUGAUCUCCUGAUGUGUGUGUGUGUGUGUAUGUGUGUUUGCAGUGUUCAACACAACAUUGUCAUUGUUUGAAGCACGACAUCACACGUGUUGUUAAACGACAGUAGUGGAGUUGCAUUUUUUGUGCUCGUGAAACUUUUUUUUUUGUGAAGAAUAAACUGAUAUAUCUGAUACAUGAAUGAUCUGCAGUUUAAUUCCUUUCAGAAGAUCCUUAUGAAAAGAUUUUUAACCCUGGAACAAGGUCGACUAGCUACAAGAUGAAUUGUGAAUUGUCAUAACCCAUUUGAUUAGGAGCAAAGAAAUAUGGAAAAACUGAAAAAAUGUAAAAGACUGUGUACAUUACUAUUUUAAGGGUGAAGAUACUACGCAUCCCAUAAUGUAGACAACCCCACCGACCUCCAGCCUCUUCUUGAAUUUCACCUGGUUCUGAUUUCACUCCUUUAGACUCUUUUCCUCGUCUCUAGAAAGCAGCAGCAUGGUUACUGUGUUAAACGCAAUGUUAAGCUGAACCGUCCAAUGGUAGCUUCAGGUUUGUGGUAAACAUUUCCAUGGUAACAGCUGCACCAAUCAGAGACGUCACUAUCACACCUGAGGAUUGUGGAUAGUGUAGUUUUUCCUCCUUGACAUCAAAAAGUUGUUCUCACAAUGCAGUUGAUAUUCAGACUUGUGGCUUUUAGAGGAGCAUCUAACAUUGUUUCACAAUCUCGUGUCUUGUGGUCAGUCUACUUUAGAUGGUUAGAAUAUUAUGUCUGAUAAUCAAUGGGAUUAUAACUUCAUCUAAAAUAUCAAGAAAAUAUCAAGUAUUCCUAUAUGUUCUGCAGAAUAAAAAAACUACAAAUGUGACUGAU